Messenger RNA from Dinoponera quadriceps, 933 nucleotides. RefSeq names its product alpha-2B adrenergic receptor-like. Gene Ontology annotation, cellular component: membrane. The record is from RefSeq and is a predicted model, not a curated record. Gene Ontology annotation, biological process: adenylate cyclase-activating adrenergic receptor signaling pathway. Gene Ontology annotation, molecular function: G protein-coupled amine receptor activity. The transcript is spliced from 2 exons. Lineage: Eukaryota; Metazoa; Arthropoda; Insecta; Hymenoptera; Formicidae. Bases 16 to 933 code for a protein of 305 amino acids.
AUCCCAUCCUGCAUCAUGGUGUUCGUGUAUAUACGCAUAUAUUUCGCCGCGAAGGCCCGCGCGCGUCGCGGGAUUCGGAAGCAGCCGCGUCCGCGCGCGGCAGUGCCGCCGGAAUCGCCGGACGUCAGGCAGACCAGCUUCACUCAGAGCACGCCGGCGACCGACGCCAAGAAGCCUCCGGGAUCAGUCAUGGAGAACGUUGCGACGAUCGAGAAUCAGCCGGUCCAGAUACCGAUUGUCACGUGCGACUUGGCCAGUGACGUCAGCACGUCCGAGGCCGAUCCCGGCGGAGGGAUCAGUAUACCGAUGGAGGAGAAGGACACGCUCAAGGUGAGCGCGCCGGUGCAGACGCAGAAGAGCAAUCUGAAGGCGAGCCUGUCGGUGAACGGGGACGGCCAGUCGGGCGGGCAGAGCGUGCCGGCGCGAUGCCGGGCGCCGAGCGUCGGCAUCGACGUCGACAUGGUGUCCGAGUUCGAUCCCUCGUCGUCGGACAGUGGCGUGGUGUCGCGAUGCGGAGUGGUGAAGCCGUUGAAACUGGGCCUCUGCCAGCCGAUCUUCGGCCGCAAGCACAUAGGUAAGUUGCGGAGGGAGCACGGCGACGCGGCGCGACACCACGGCAAGGACGAUUCCGGCGGCGACGCGAAGGCGGCGAAGCCGCGCGAUCCCGAGAGGGAGAAGAGGCGACUGGCGAGGAAGAAGGAGAAGCGCGCCACGCUGAUUUUGGGCUUCAUAAUGGGCAGCUUCAUCCUCUGCUGGCUGCCCUUCUUCGUCCUCUAUAUCGUCAAGCCGAUGUUCCCUGAUUUCGAGAUACCGCCGCAGGCCUUCGUCAUCGCCUUCUGGCUCGGCUACACCAACUCGGCGCUGAACCCUUUCAUCUACACGGUCUUCAACAAGGACUUUCGCCGCGCGUUCCGCCGAAUACUGUACAAAUGA